ACCACAUUAGCAUGGGAUAAUAUUGACCGACUCGAAGAGACUCUUUCAGGUGAAGGCACGUCACACCGUGUAAACCGCAGAGCAGUACAGGCGAGACAUUUUGGCCCCCAUCCCCUCACUGAGCAGCCACCUGGAAUCAGUAAAAGUAAGCAAAGGAGUGUUGAGCCACUUGAUGUUGUUGCGCUACCCAUUUACAAUGCAGGUGAACGUCAAGGCCCUAAGCCAAGAGCAUAUGUUGAAGUAAACGACCAGGAAGCGUUAGAAAAUGCCCGAAAAAAAACCUUUUGUGGGUUUUACUGCGCCUACAUGCACAGAUGAACCAGAAAGUUAGUGGAUGGACUGGCUAUAACAUUUUGGUGCGCAACGAAAUUGAGGCUCGUCAAGACAAUAUCGGAUACCUCCCCACCAUUGAUGCACCUGCCACUAGCAUGUCAACUGUUCAUGAGAUUUUGGUCCGCUCCCAAAAGAUAAGAAAAGCUCUUGAACUGAAGAACAUAGUACUCGUAUUUGAUCAAGCUCUGUAUGCCAAGGCAACAGAGAUAGCUUGGAAACAUCCAGACAAGUUUUCAGAUAUUGUUAUUCGGAUGGUUGUCUUCCAUACAGUGUGCACACUUCUUUCCAUAAUCGGGAAGAGAUUCCAAGACGCUGAUUUAAGGGACGUUUGCAUUGAAUCAGGGGUAAUUGCUGAAGGUUCUGUGACAGGAGUUCUUGAAGGACGUAGAUACAACCGUGCUGUCAGGUUUCAUAAACUGAUGUAUGAAGCACUCCAAAGACUUAUCUGGAAAGGAUUUCAGAUGUGGGUAGAAGUAAAGUUCCCGGAGAAGAAACCGUUUAUCCAAGAUUUCUUUGCCGGAUUAAAACCUUUAUACGACAACCUGUGCCAAAAGGAACAACAAAGGGUCUUGGAUAGUCAAAGUUUCCCAGAGUUUAUCACACUGUACGAUAUGUACCUUGACUAUCUAAGCAAUAACAACGGGAAACUAUCUAGUUUCUGGAUGUCAUACAUUGAUCUCGUUGGCAUUCUGCUGAAUAUAGUGAGAGCAUCAAGAGAAGGACAUUGAGAGCUACAUUUAUCAGCCAUUGAACAAAUGAUACCAUGGUGCUUUGCCUAUGAUAAUGUAAAUUAUGCCCGCUAUUUACCUGCAUACCUGUCUGAGAUGACCCACCUCGAAGAGACCCAUCCUGAGGCUCAUGAAUUUCUUAAGUAUGGUGGAUUCUCUGUCCAGAUCGGCGACCAAAACCCCUUUGGUAGGGUUCCAGUUGAUCAAACAUGCGAGGAGACGGUCAAUAAGGACACCCAGACAGCCGGGGGCACCAAAUGCUUCAGUCUUAAAGCAGGAGCAGUUAGCAAGUAUUAUAUA
Molecule: messenger RNA, 1361 nt
Organism: Porites lobata
Lineage: Eukaryota; Metazoa; Cnidaria; Anthozoa; Scleractinia; Poritidae
Source: the annotation of a GenBank genome assembly